Messenger RNA from Closterium sp. NIES-67, 3749 nucleotides. Lineage: Eukaryota; Viridiplantae; Streptophyta; Zygnematophyceae; Desmidiales; Closteriaceae. The record is from the annotation of a GenBank genome assembly.
CAAAAGAUCAGCCUGACAAGCUCGGCCUGACAAGUUCGACUCGCCACUCUUCACUAUUUGUGAAGAAGCUACCCCCACUUUCAGAGCCGAGCUGCUUAUUAUUCUUGUGCCAGGCUUUAGGAUUGGCGGCUGCUGUAAGACUUAGACGGGUCUAAGUAGGCUGUUUUUUGGCUGGGUCUUUCAGUCCAGUCGCCAUUCUUCCUGCAUUGCGCCUGCGCUGUACGCCAUAUGAUCGUGCUCCAUUAUUACAUUCGGAGGCUGAAGCAGUUUUUGCUGCAGCACGGGCUCUGCUAAGCAGCCCUUUUUGCCUCAGCACGGAGGUUGACGCCAAUCUCCUACCGCACUGAAGCAGGCGAACGAGAUCUGAAGCAUAAUUCUGUUCCCUCCGCCACGUCAUUCAAGCACCAUCAGCAGGAUUGAAGGGCUAGAGCACCAUCAGAGCAGCAUUAGGAGGGUUGAAGGGCUAAUAGAGCACCAUCAGUCUCGUUUGAUCGUAGGAUGGGACCUUCCAGAAGCGUUGAGCUGACUCAUAUCAAGCGGUCUUGACGUUUCAGAAUCGAGUGGGCUAGUUAUUCAAUAAUCGUUUUGAAGCGCGCACUGAUAGGCUUUCACCCUUCCGCGUGCCAUCAUGGCCAUGCGCUUGCUGCUCCAGCACGCCACCCCCCUUGCGCCGUUUCCUCUUGCGCCAGCGCACGCCACGCGCGCGCGGAGAACCAUCGGCGCAAGCAGCCUACUCGCGCAGGGAAGAGCUCCGCGCGCCGAUGCGCGAAGCCUCAGAAGCAGCGGAUCAUCUGUGUUCGGCGUUCCCCGCGCGCUUGGUUGCGCCAGGAGCAUUUCUGAGGCGCCUGAAAAUAGGCGCAAUGCGACCCCUGCAAGCAAAGCCAGAGGGCCAGCGCGCGGAAGCGGAGUGGCGGAACGAGGCGGAGACUGGAAAAGGCCGGGGGGAAGGAACGAGAAAGCAUCGGGUGACUUUGGCUGCGAUGCCGUCCUCCCUCCGACCUCUGGUUCUAGCAGCAGCGCUGGUGGCAGCAUCAGCAGCAGCGCUGCUAGGAUGGAGCCCUCUUCGCCCCACUGCCUGUCUGCCUCCGCCUGCUGCCGCUUCUGCUGUUCAGAUCCCUCUAGGCGCGCCUGAGGCCAAGCCUCUCGGUCGGCUGUCCAAGCGAGCCCGCCUGCUGUACUGGCUGGACAACCUCUUCGCCACUGAGCCCAACAGCAAGGCCCUCACGCUGCUGGCCAUCUGCAUGCUGCUGACUGCGGUGGGAGGGCUGCUCUACAAGGCAGCAGCGGUGGCGUCCAAUGACGACUUGCCACUGGGCGAGUCCGUAUGGGUGUCAUGGACGUUCGUCUCGAACCCCAGCGAGCACGUCAAUGAGGCUACUGGUCCCAAACGUGUGGUGAGCGCAGUGGUAUCAGUUGGCGGAAUGCUCUUCUUUGCGUUGCUGGUGGGUCUGGCAACGGACCUGGUGGCCAGCAAGGUGGAUCAGCUGGAGCAGGGCAACGGGGCCGUCAUAGAGAGCAACCACACACUCGUGUGCGGUUGGACCCCCAAGACCAUUCCCUUGGUGCGAGCGCUGGUGGAGGCAGGGGAGCGGCCGUCAGUGGUGGUGCUGGCGGACAGGGAGACCCAGGAGAUGGACGGCGAGCUUCUGGAGGCUGUGCCGGUCGAAGAGAGAGGAGGGAUGCGGGUCAUGACUCGCCACGGCGACCCCCUCAAAGCAGCGGAUCUCAACCGCUGCUCUGCCUCCCAGGCAGCCUCCAUUGUCAUCCUCUCGCCCCAGCUGCCCUCUCGCCACCAGGCUGAUGCUCAGGUGCUGCAAACCGCCAUGGCACUGGCAGUGCUUCCUGAAAUCCAGGGUGACGUGGUUGCUGAGCUGGCAUGCCCCGAGAACACCAUGCUGCUGGGGCAGCUGCACGCGAGCCUGAUGAAGCGGCUGGAUAGAGCCAGGCAGCAGCACAUGGUCGGGUCAUCGCCAUCAUCAGACCCGUCUCGCAUCGUCACACACGCCGGCUCAGCAGCUACUGCCAUCGCCUCUUCGUCAUCUCCCUCCACUACCACUACCAGCGCCACCACCACUGCUGCCACUGCCACCACUACUACCACAGCCAAAAUAAACCCCUCAACAAUCACCCCUGACGGUACUGCAGCUGCCUCAGCACUACCUUCCACCACCAACCGCUCUCCUGCCGUCCCCGCUGCGCCGGCCAGUCGAGCCAGGGCCGGCUCGCGUGCGGCGGUGAGGCGGCGCAAGCUGGUGCCGGUGGAGACGGGCGGCAUGGCUCUGCGGCGGCUGGUGGACCUGGCGCUACAGCCGGCCGGCUCUGCUGUAGCUGCUGAGAUGCUAAGUUUCAAGGGAGCUGAGUUUCAUUUUAAGGAAUGGAGGGAGCUGGAGGGACGGACCUUUGCCGAGGCAAUGUUUCUGUUUGAGGAUGCUGUGCCGUGCGGCGUGCAGCAGAUGGUUGGCACGGAGGACGAGAGGACGCUCAUCAACCCCCCUGGGGACACUGUGAUUGAGCCUGGGGACCGCCUCCUGGUCAUCGCUGAGUCAGCAGACAGCUACGCGCCACGUAAGCCGACAGCUGAGUCAGCAAAGGAGCGCGAGCUGGUGGAGAAGCGUAUGGCGUCCUUUGCGACGCCGUGGCACUACGACAGCCUGCCACGUGGCAACGUGCGGCGCCGCCACAACGUGCUCAUCGCGGGCGAGUGGAGGGAUGACGUGGCAGAGGCCCUCCUGCUGCUCGGUGCCAAGCUGGCCCCCCGCAGUCAGGUGGCAGUGAUGGUCGACUCCCCUUCCCUCUCCGCAGCACAGCAGCGGCUCAACCCCUUCAUGAAGCCAGGCGGCCUCAACCUCAACCUUUCCCUCUAUCACGGCCAUCUGGGCUCCAUGGCAGACCUAGAAAAGGUCCCUCUAGAAGCCUUCGACACAGUAAUCGUCCUCGCCCCUCGCAACCAGCACCCCUCUCCGCCCGACCAGCAGCAGCAGCAGAGGCGGGACGACGAGGGGACAGACCGAGGAGACAGUUACAGCAGCAGCAGCAGCAGCGGUAGUAGUAGUGAUGGGGGUGAUGGGGUGCUGAUGCCGUCCGCCUCAGUGACUGCCAUGAUGAUCCGAACGAUUCAGAAGGAGCGAGGGCAGGCGAGUGCCACUUUGCUGGCUGAGAGUGACACGGCGGUGGAGGGGAGGGGGGAGGGAGGGGAGGAGGGGGAGGGGCAUGGGGAGAGUGAGAGCGGGGUGCGGCCGGCGGCGGUGGUGGAGGGGGGUAUGCUGGAUGAGGUGCAGCAGAAGUGGCUGAAUGCCAGUGUGGAUACCAAUGUGGUGCAUGCCCGCAUUCUGGCCCACACUGCCAUGGACCCAGAUGUCGGCGGCGUAUUGGACGAGAUCGUGAGUGGGUCGGGCUCGUCACUCUCCUUGGAGGAUGCCACUUCCUUCCUUGUGGACGGCGAAGCACUCUCCUUCUUCGAUCUCCAGAGCCGAGUUCUGCGUCGCCGCAAGCUGAUGAUAGCAUAUAAUUGUGCUAAUAACGGAGGCAAGUGGCAGCUGAAUCCCCAAGAUAAGAACACACCUCUAAUGUGGCGAACAGGCGACCGCCUUGUGGUGCUUUCUUGAAUUUGUGUGCUCGGACGGGUGAAAGGAUGAUAGAUGGUCGUUAAUAUUUCAUAAUUUCAUAUUUCAUAAUAAGUUGUACGUUAUCUCCAUACUGUGCAUUGUAUCCACAUCCCUAGUGUGGAAUGUAUGAAUUCCGCUUGAUAU